AACAUAGUACUCCCUCCUGCUCCCGCAUCCGCAUCUCCUCUACUCUCUAGCUUCCGUGAAGUUUCCGGAAAGCAAGUAAGCAACCAACUUCCGUCCGAGGGAGGAAGAGGCGGCCGGCCGACGACCUCGGGUCACCUGUCAGAGUUCCAUGUGAGCUGGUUCGUCUCGUGCUGCACUUCUUCUUCCUCGAUCAAAGCCGGUGGUGAUUUCAGAGGCAUGGCCGCCGAGCAUCAGCAGCAGCCCGUCGUGGUCGCCGGCGGUAGCAGGUUCGCGGUCACGUGCGGCCUGCUGAGGCAGUACAUGAAAGAGCAAGGCGGGAACGGCGCCAGGCGCCUCGCGCCAGCCGUGGCCAUGGGCCUCGUGCCGGGAGCCGACGCGGCGGCGGCGGUAGCGGAGGAGCCGGAGGAGAGGAAGCCCGUGCUGGAGCUCUUCCCGCAGCAGGCUGGCACGCUCAAAGACGAGCAGCAGAGGAAGAUGAAGGAGCCUGCGGAGAGGGCGCCUCUGACCAUCUUCUACGGCGGCAAGAUGGUGGUGUUCGACGACUUCCCCGCCGAGAAGGCCGAGGAGCUCAUGCACCUCGCCGGCUCCGGCAACGCGGCGGCCGCUGGCCAGAAUGCGCUGGGACAGCCCAGCCUCACAGACAUGCCCAUCGCCAGGAAGGCGUCGCUCAAGAGGUUCCUCGAGAAGAGGAAGAACAGGCUCACCGCCGGAGAUCCGUAUCCGGUGGCGGCAACUGAGUCGAUGUCGAGCAAGGCUGCAGUGAAAGAAGAGGGGGCGCCGUGGCUCGGCGUGAACUCCGCGCUCAGCCUGAGCUGAAGAAUCUGAUCGAGGACGCAUCUAGAGAGACCACACAAGGGAAACUGUUACGUAUUAUUACUGCCUACUAGUACUACUAUUUUCCCUAAAAAUAUCUUCAGGAUUAUGAUACGUGUUUUCUUCCCCCUUGACAUUUACACCAGUUACUGGUUGCUUCAGGGGAAUUAGCUAGCUAAUUAUGAUUGGUUAAUUAGUCUGUCUGUCUGUUUGAGAAUUCUUUGGUGACAAAAGAAUUCUUUUUCCAUGCUGAUAUUCAUCUGCAAGGAUAUGAACUAAAUCUAGUCGAUUGAUACGUAUAUACUUUGUAAAUUUAAAUAACAGGAUGUGUGCUAUUUAUUACAUUUUUCAGUUCUUGUGCCA
Molecule: messenger RNA, 1176 nt
Organism: Setaria italica (foxtail millet)
Lineage: Eukaryota; Viridiplantae; Streptophyta; Magnoliopsida; Poales; Poaceae
Product: protein TIFY 11c
Exons: 3
Coding region: 217-816 (199 amino acids)
Biological process (GO): response to wounding; regulation of defense response; regulation of jasmonic acid mediated signaling pathway
Cellular component (GO): nucleus
Source: RefSeq, a predicted model, not a curated record